Molecule: messenger RNA, 2832 nt
Organism: Lingula anatina
Lineage: Eukaryota; Metazoa; Brachiopoda; Lingulata; Lingulida; Lingulidae
Product: RNA polymerase-associated protein RTF1 homolog
Cellular component (GO): Cdc73/Paf1 complex
Molecular function (GO): DNA binding; RNA polymerase II C-terminal domain phosphoserine binding
Source: RefSeq, a predicted model, not a curated record
UAAUACCGGAAGUGGCGACACACAGACAGAAAAGAGAGCACGAAAAUAACGCACGGUGAACAACAAGAUUUGGGAUAAUUUGAAAUGGUCAAAAGAAAGGCCCAGAGUCGGGCCUUGAUCGACUCUGACAGUGACGCCAGCGAUAGUCCGGCUGAUUCGGAAGAGGACUGGAAGGCACUAUCAAAGAGAAAAAAGAAUGACAAUGAAACUGUCACAUCUGCAGAGAUAUCAGCAAAGAAAACAGUCACUGAUUCUGAUUCAGAAACAUCUGAUGAUGAUGAUGAAUGGACAUCUGGUACCAAAAACAAGAAGAGGAAGAAAUCCAAAACACUUAAGAAGAAUAGGAAAAAGUCUGCAGUGUCAUCAGACAGUGAAGAUGAUGCUGGUCCCAAACAAAACUCAGAACCUGAAGAGGGAGAAGUGUCAGAUUCAGACAGUGGGUCCAGUAGUGGCUCAGAGCAGUUUGAUGAUGGCUUGGAUGAAAACUUAAUGGGAGAUGAAGAGGACAGAAAAAGACUGGAACAGAUGACAGAAAUAGAAAGAGAACAAGAACUGUUUCACAGGAUAGAAAAGCGAGAAGUGAUGAAGACCAGGUGGGAAAUUGAAAAGAAAUUAAGGAAAAAAGAGAAAGAAGAACGUAAAAAAGAGAAAAAAGCAUCUUCAGAUGCAGUUCUGGGCAAGUCUACUACUCAGAAGAGCUUGGAAAGAAAGAAGGCAAUAGAAGAUAAAAAGGACAGUAAGAAAAUGUCAGCGUUAAAUGACCUCAAGGCAAGAAGAGAAGAAAAGGAAAAGAAAAGAGCUGAACUUCAGCAACAGCAGGCCAAAAAACAGCGGGUCAAUGUGGAUGAUAUUUACUCUGAUGAUGAUGAUGAUGACGACGAUGAAGACAGAGACAAGGACAAAGAAGAGACUGAACACAAGAGAAAAUCAUCAUCCUCCUCCUCAUCUUCCCUGACAGAUUCAGAUGCCAGUUCCAGAUCUUCAUUUAAAUCAGACUCAGAGGGAGAGGAAUCAGACAGUGAAGCAACAAAAAAAUCUAAGAAACCACAGUUCAUUGCUAACAAGGAAGAUUUGAUAAAAAUAAAACUAUCCAGGUUUAAAAUGGAGAAAUGGUGCCACAUGCCUUUCUUCAACAAAGUGGUCAAAGGGUGUUAUGUACGUGUUGGAAUUGGCAACCAUGAUGGCAGAGCAGUGUAUAGGGUUGCUGAGAUUAUAGAAGCUGUGGAAACUGCCAAAAUAUAUGCCUUAGGUACCACAAGAACAAACAAAGGACUGAAACUUAGGCAUGGCGAGGCAGAGAGAGUUUACAGGCUAGAGUUUAUUUCCAAUCAAGAGUGGACAGACACAGAGUUCUUCAAAUGGAAAGAGACCAUGAUGCUGGCUGGUUUACAAUUACCUACAGUGGAUGAAGUGAAUCGUAAAUCAAAAGAAAUAAGGGAAGCAUUAAAUUACAACCUCAAGGAGGAUGACAUUGAAGAGAUUGUCCAAGAAAAACAGAGAUUUAGAAAAAACCCUCACAAUUAUGCAAUGAAGAAAACUCAGCUUAUAAAAAUGAAGGACACUGCCGAACUAGAUGGUGAUCAAGAGACCAUGAGGCAGGUCAAACAGCAGUUAGAAGAACUAGAGGAGAGGGCCACGGAGCUGGAUAGGAGGAGAACUAGCAAUAUCAGUUCUGUCAGCUGGAUUAACCAGAGGAAUAGGCAGCAGAACAUAGUGGCAUCUGAAGAGGCUUGUAAACGUGAGGUAGCGGAGAUGAAAAAUGCCAAGGCAGACCCCUUCACCAGGAGGCAGUGUCGACCCACACUUGUCACAAAGACUAGAGAUCAAGAAAUUGAUGAAGAGACGAGAAAAAAACUAGAAGCUGCAGUUAAGAAGAUGACAGAAGUAAAGAAAGAUGCAGAGGAAGAACCUGGGGCAGAGUCCAUUGACAUGGAAACACAGGAUGUCGUGGACUCUGGCACAAAGAGCACCCCCAUGGCACCCCCUCCAGACAGGAGACAGUCCAAUGAUUUGUUUGCUGUGCAUGAUUUUAACAUCGAAAUUGAUCUCGAUGUACCCACAGUUUCUCCCGUCAUUGUUACACCACGUCAGUCACAAGGUGGUACUGAUGGCGGGCCAAGAAGAUCCCUUAAUUUACAGGACUAUAAAAAGAGAAGAGGACUGAUAUAAAUGUUGAGAAAUGGGAAGACUAUUGUUACAUUUUUUCUAUUGAACAAAAGUUGAAUCAUUUGGAUACCAGUUUGUAUUGAACAUGAAUCAGGAAGGUGAUGAAAAUAAUUGUACAUAGAAGCAAGUUUUUUUUAUUUUUCACCAUAACUGAAAAUAUCCCUUGUCAUCAGCCUGCAUAAAAAUCACAUCUCAGCAACAAUCCUAUUGUUUCAAAAUCAUUAUCAUCAGGAGUAUGACAGAUUGCCUUGAACUUCCAUCUACCUGUUGCAUUAUCCAUAAAUUUGGAGGACAAGCAACUGGGGGAAACUAGGAUGAAAAGUCUCGCUCUUAAACCAGCCAUCCAUUUAGAGUGUAGUGGUAUUUAGAAAAGUUUUAUACUGUUUUACAAAAUUUUGUCCAUUCCACCUUGCUUACAGAACCAUUGGCUUAGAAAAUUGAGUCUAGCAUUGUUUCUCUUCACAUGUUGUAGUGGAUAUGUAAAAUUUAACUUUUCUUAUGCUUAAAAAUUUAACAUAAUCCAAUUGUGUCAUUUAAUUUUGUUCAUUUGAGGACUAAAGUGUACAUAAAUACCAUAGAUUGAAGCGUGGCAGUAUAUCCUGUCCUUGUGCUCAGGUGAUAUAGUGUGUAUAGAAUAGAAAUAUUAAACAAUCAUUUUCAUAGAUA